This is a messenger RNA of Tyto alba (common barn owl), 3605 nucleotides long. RefSeq names its product transmembrane protein 62 (gene TMEM62). The transcript has 14 exons. Gene Ontology annotation, molecular function: hydrolase activity. NCBI's taxonomy places the organism in Eukaryota, Metazoa, Chordata, Aves, Strigiformes, Tytonidae. The coding region runs from base 83 to 1999 and encodes 638 amino acids. The record is from RefSeq and is a predicted model, not a curated record.
GGAAGUGCCGAAGCCAGCGGCGCGGCGCUGCCCGGCGGCGGGCAGGCGGGAGCCGCGGUGCGCGGUGCCGGCGGGGCGCAGGAUGCUGCGGCUGGCCGCCGGGCUGCUGACAGCGGCCUCGGUGGCGCUGGUGCUGGAUUGGUACGCGCCUUCCAGAGCGUCGCUGCCGGCUGAGCGCCACCGCCGCCGGUGGGCCCCUCAGCCCGCCCCCGGGGCGGAGGCCGCCGGCCUGCUGUGGGUAGUGCAGGUGUCAGAUAUUCAUAUCAGUAGAUUUUGGGAUCCCAAACGAACUCUUGACUUUGAAAAAUUCUGUUCUGAAACAAUUGAUAUAAUUCAGCCAGCACUUGUUCUAGCAACAGGUGACCUGACAGAUGCCAAGACAAGAGAUAGACUGGGAUCUGAGCAGAUAGAAGUAGAAUGGAAAACUUACCAGUCAAUCCUGAAGAGAUCAAGGGUCAUGGAAAAAACCAAGUGGAUAGACAUCAAAGGGAAUCAUGAUUCAACCAACAUUCCGCACCUGGAUAGCGCUCAGAAUUAUUACAGGAAAUACUCUGCCUGGCAUAAAGAUGGAUCUUUCCAUUAUAUCCACACCACCUCUUUUGGGAACUAUUCGUUCAUCUGCGUGGAUGCCACACUCAGCCCAGGCCCUAAGAGACCCUAUAACUUCUUUGGGAUUUUAAACACGAAUCAAAUGCAAGAGCUAUCUUUGAUGGCAACAGAAAGUCUGCACAGCAAUCAUACUCUCUGGUUUGGCCAUUUUCCCACCUCAACAAUCAUCUCCCCAGCCCCAGGAAUACGAACAUUAAUGAGUUCUGCCACAGCCUAUUUAUGUGGCCAUCUACAUACAAUGGGUGGGCUGAUGCCAGCCUUGCACAGUCAGCACCGUGGCGGCACUCUGGAACUGGAAUUGGGAGAUUGGAUGGAUAAUAGGAGGUACCGGAUCCUUGCGUUUGAUCAUGACCUCCUUAGCUUUGCAGAUCUUAACUUUGAAGAAUGGCCUGUAGUUCUCAUCACGAAUCCCAAAUCCUUCCUUUACAGCAGUUCUGCUCAUGAACCACUAGUCAGAAUUCUUUAUUCCACUCAUAUCAGAAUUCUGGCCUUCUCUCCCUCUGUCGUCAUUUCUGUCAAAGUCUGUAUAGAUGGAGUUCACCUGGGGAACGCGCACCAGGUGUCUGGCCCUCUCUAUGUUCUGAAGUGGAGCCCCCAGAACUACAGUGAAGGGUUCCAUCACCUAGAUGUGACUGUCCAGGAUGCUUCAGGAAGAACUAGCACACGGGGUCAUAUAUUUGCGAUGGAAGAAAACCUCUCUCUGAGAUUCAGCUUUUGGCCAUCUGUUAUUCUUCUCACUGACCACUAUGUUCUAGCUCGUGUGCUUUUUGGACUGAUUAUGCUGAUUCAGCUCGCCUUGCUCAUUAUUUUCAGAUACCUCCAAAAGCCCGCACUCAAAGAAAAGCCAGGAUUACUUACUCUGACCUCGUAUUCCCUUCAUGUCUUCAGUAAAACAAACAUCUCCUAUUACUCAAUUCUGGUUCUGAAUUUAUACACCAUUCUGGGGCCAUGGUUUGUAGGCGAACUGAUAGAUGGCCACAUGGGGGCCUGUUUUUCCUUUGGGGUGCUCGUUGGUGGCUCCUUCUGGCAGGGCAGUCUGACAUUUGUGGUUGGGAUUUUACAGAUGUUGUUUUUCAACCUGCCAUUAAUGGCCUAUCUCUGCUGGCUGCUGCUGCUGCGGUGCCAGGGUCACAGCUUGCGUUCUCACAUGCGGCACGUCCGACGGCCCCUGGCUGUGCCGGUUCACCUGGCAAUGGCACUGCUCCUGGCCUGGCAGCUCUACUCCUGCUAUUUCCUCCAGCGAACCUACGGCACCUUGGCAUUCUUCCUCUCCCCAAUGAGAAUGUGGCUGGUGGUGCUGACCCCAGCUCUCAUCUAUAAAACCUGGACACUGAAAUCAUCUCAGCUCAGAACUUACAUAAUAGAAAUGAAAAACUGUCAGAGCUCCUGAAGCACAGUGUAAGUAUUCAAAGUUCUUUGAUUUAAAAGCUAUUAAGGCACAGCCUGCUGUUUUGUGAUGCUGGAAUUCCAUGCGGCUCAACCAUCAGGGGGUAAGAUCUGAAGCUGCACCUGCAUUGCUAGAGCUGUAUUAAAUAGUAUAUGUAUAAUAAUAUGUAAUAUAUACUUUUAUUGUAUUAUACAUAUAAAAUAUACUGUAUAAUACAUGUUAUAUAAUACAAUUAUACAUUAUAUAUUAAUACAGUAUGCAGGGAACUGUAUAAUAAUCUCUAUUCUAGGGGUUCAUGUGAUACAGAAGAUAGGUAUGUCCGUAUGGAUCACAAAUGGAAAUAUCUGCUCAUUACUACUGUGAAUGGAAAAAUAUUUUUAAUUCAUUAAGUUCUUGAUUUUGAUAAUGCUGGGAAAAAUGAGCAUAGAUCUUAGUAAGCUCCAGGAUUUGUACUUAACUUUGCUUUUUAUUUCAAGACUUACAUACAUUUUUACAAGACUAGACCAGGUGUCUUUACGAAGUAAUGGUUAGUGCAGAGGUGCUGUGGUGGCCUUCACAGUAAGAGUCCAAUGCUUAUUCACUUUUUCAGUUCAUAAUGCAGAAGUGGGCGGUUUACAGGCUGUUAGGUGUGUACGUGUGUAUUUGUGUUUAGUGGCCUGUUGCUGGUGUCCUGGGAGUGCUGGCUAAUUAGCGUGCUCUCUCUGGGAGGCAGUAGUUAAUGUGCUCCACUGCUGAGGUGCCAAUUUUCCCACACUUGACCAGUGAAAGGACAGUGAAUGAUCAGUGGCUCUGGGAUCCCCAGCUACAGUCAGAGUUCAGCUUUAGCAAAGCAAAGAACGGAGACAAUGUCCUUCAGAUGGGAGAGCUGGAAGGAAUCAUCUGCUCUGAUGCCUGUAAUGUCUGUAAGCGAGGGGGUCAGGGAUGUAUUUCUGGGUCUCAGUCAAACACACCAAAGAGUGACCUAGGAAAACUCAUUUGUUUGUUUUCAGUUUUUCUAAGUAUAAAAAUGAUAGAACAGUUAGAUUUAUGAAGGAUGCAAUGAUCCAAAGCCAAGAGAGCUGAGGUGCUUUUAUCUGUAAAGCAAGGAGAACACUGGCCUGCUUCACAAGGCUGCUGUGAGUGAAACAUUUGGAAUACUUUAGGUCAUUUUCAUGUAACUUAUUUAUGGCUCCUUGAGAAAAAGGAGGGCUAACUUAUUGAUGGCACCUUAGAAAAAAACAGCAGUGACUAUAAUAGAACAUACAGAAAAAUAAAUUGAAAUAAAAUAUUAACUACAACUAAGACUUCUUGUUAAUUCUGAAGGUGACAGGUUUCCUAUUCCUUCAUUCCUGUUCCUCAAGGACUGAUGAUAUAAUAGGAAAAAGAGAGUAACAGCUCUCAUUUGCAUUAUUAAAUACACUGUGAAGAGAAUACAGAAUGUCAUUUGUUGCUACAUAAGUUUGUUUUGCAAAGCUCCUAGAAAAUCAAAGGCAGGGCAUAAAAUUUAUUUGUGGGAAACACUACUGAAACAUUAAUAAUAAAACUGGCAUUUUGCAAUUAAGUUACUUUUAUGUGAUCAGGGAGCAUACAAAGUGGCAAUAAAAUAUUUCGUAUCUAUACCCUGUGACAA